CAGUGGAGAAGCCGCUGGGGGAAGGAUCGCCGACGAUCACCCUUCAUCGUUAAAACCUUCAGCUGAUUCCGGAAAAACAGUCUGAAGCUUGGAAAUAUACGAUCCUAUAAAGCCAAGAGUAUAAACAAUGUCAGGAAAAAUUCAGGGUCUGCUGGUAGUGAGUGCCAUACUCAGUCUGGCAAAUGGAUCGGGAUCUUCCACCAAACCAAACAUAGUGAUAAUACUGAUAGAUGAUAUGGGCAUGAACGAUGUGAGUUUUCAUGGCUCGAAUCAGAUUCUCACACCCAACAUCGAUGCCCUGGCCUACAAUGGUAUUCUGCUCAACAAGCAUUAUGUUCCGAAUUUGUGCACUCCAUCUAGGGCCACCCUUCUAACCGGAAAAUAUCCCAUACACACAGGAAUGCAGCACUUUGUUAUUAUAACCGAUGAACCCUGGGGUCUUCCUCAGCGAGAGCGUCUGAUGCCGGAGCUUUUCCGGGAGGCGGGCUAUUCCACCCACUUGGUGGGAAAGUGGCACUUGGGCUUCUGGCGAAAGGACCUUACUCCCACAAUGCGGGGAUUCGACCAUCACUUUGGUUAUUACAACGGGUACAUUGACUAUUACGACCAUCAGGUUCGAUUGCUCGACAGGAACUAUUCGGCGGGACUGGAUUUCCGAAGGGAUCUUGAACCCUGUCCCGAAGCAAAUGGAACCUACGCCACGGAAGCCUUCACCUCCGAAGCAAAAAGGAUUAUUGAGAGUCACGAUAAGAGCAAACCGUUGUUCAUGGUGCUCAGUCAUUUGGCAGUUCACACGGGCAACGAGGAUAAUCCCAUGCAGGCUCCUGAGGAGGAGGUGGCCAAAUUUGCCCACAUCAAGGAUCCCAAGCGACGCACUUACGCUGGUAUGAUUUCCAGUCUGGAUAAGAGUGUGGCUCAGACGAUUGGUGCCCUAAAGGAUAAUGGCAUGCUGAAUAACACCAUCAUUUUGCUCUACUCGGACAAUGGAGCGCCCACUGUCGGCAUUCACUCCAAUGCUGGUUCUAACUAUCCUUUUCGAGGGCAAAAGGAAUCUCCUUGGGAGGGUGGCAUUCGAUCGGCUGGAGCUUUAUGGAGUCCGCUGCUGAAAGAGCAAGGUUAUGUGUCCAACCAGGCUAUCCAUGCCGUAGAUUGGCUGCCCACAUUGGCUGGUGCUGCCGGGGUAUCCUUGCCACAGGAUCUUCAGCUGGACGGGAUUAAUCUCUGGCCUUCGCUGAGUGGCAAUGAAGAACCGAAGCCCAGAACGAUGAUACAUGUGCUCGAUGAAGUUUUCGGUUACUCUUCGUACAUGAGAGAUAAUCUAAAGUAUGUAAACGGAAGCAGCUUUGAGGGACAAUACGAUCAGUGGCUAGGUGAACUGGAAUCCAACGAAGACGAUCCCUUGAGUGAGAGCUACGGACAGCAUGUUCUGGAAUCGGAAGUUCAACGCAUCCUAGGAAAUCGGGGAUUAACCGAGGAUCGCAUCAGUCAAAUGCGAAGCGAAGCCACCGAGAAGUGUCCCCCUAUUGAAGGACAAAAUCCUCUAGACCCGAAAUUUAAAUGUGAGCCCCUCAAAGCCCACUGCUUUUUCGAUUUGGCAAAGGAUCCCUGCGAGCGAUACAAUUUAGCACAACUUUAUCCACUCCAACUGCAGGAACUUGCCGAAGAGGUGGAACAAGUCCGUCGAACUGCGAUUCCUAGCGCCAGAGUUUCCACUUCCGAUCCACGGGCUGAUCCGGCUUACCACAACGGAAAUUGGGAGUGGUGGAAUAAUACGGAAACGGAUUCAAGUUCCGGUACUUGUUUGUUAAAUUCAUGGGUUAUGAUAGGAAGUAUUAUUAGCUUAGGAUUUAGAUAAUGAUUAUAGUGGUAAGAUCAGAGUAGUGUAAUUUUUAAUCAAAAUAAACAAUUUGUAA
Drosophila subpulchrella is the source of this 1913-nucleotide messenger RNA. Its product is annotated as arylsulfatase B. The record is from RefSeq and is a predicted model, not a curated record. The transcript is spliced from 6 exons. NCBI's taxonomy places the organism in Eukaryota, Metazoa, Arthropoda, Insecta, Diptera, Drosophilidae. The coding region runs from base 128 to 1855 and encodes 575 amino acids.